Molecule: messenger RNA, 543 nt
Organism: Meloidogyne enterolobii
Lineage: Eukaryota; Metazoa; Nematoda; Chromadorea; Rhabditida; Meloidogynidae
Source: the annotation of a GenBank genome assembly
UCAAAGAAUCAUUUUUCUAAUUAAAUGUCCAAAAUUUGUGAAAGGCCUUUCUCCAAUUCUCACCGUCCAAUGCCUAGAACUUUUCGACACCAACCACAAAUUAAAAGUAAUCGAAGUGUUAUUGGAGGUGGAGGGAAUGUUGACAGACAAUUUUUGCUUCCACAUUUUUCUGCUGCAAUGGCUGAGGGUGUUCCAAAUCCAAUAGAUGAACGUUGGGUGGAUGAAAAUACAACGGUCGUAACUGGCGCUACUAGUGAACAUUCCUUUAAUGAUAAUAUAGAAUCUCAACCACACUUUCCUCCUCCAGCAGGGAAUUCAAUAAUUCGAUUAGUUUGGCGACGUUUUUCUUGGAUUUGUUGGUUAUUCUCUACUUUUUCGAUUUCAUUUAUGGCAUUAAUCUCUGCCCCUUUAAUGAUCGCUUUGCCUUUUGCUGUUGAACGAAUUGGUCUAGUUGAAGAAAUUAUUCAUUUAAAUAAUAUUGGCUGUGAAAUUGAGUGUCAGGGUCAACUACUUAAUUUGAGUGGAAAGACGGUAUUAUUUUAA